GGCUCCACAUGGUCAGUGCAGAGUCCAAUAUGGGGCUUGAACUCAUGAACUGUGAGAUCCUGACCUGAGUCAAAGUCAAAUGCUUAACUGGCUGAUCCACCCAGGCGGCCCUCUUAGCUCUUUGUUGAUGACUAUAUACCCUAGGUACAAAUUUUAAAAUCAGCAAUGAUGACACCAGCAAUGAUGAUGUCAGUGAACACACCCUAAAUAGAAUUGCAACAGUCAUCUUAAAUAUGACACCAUCUCUGUUUUCUAUACAGCUGCCAUUCUAUGGACUUUCUCACUCAGUGAACUACUUUAUAUUCCAAUUUGUGAUGUCACUUCAGUUUUCCAUGUCUCAGAGUGAUUCCUGUUUAGUUAUUAAUCUCCACUUCCAUCCCAUCCAUGCUUUUUACAAAGGCAUUCAUCACAUGUUGCUGAGUGCUUCCCAUGACUUAUUUUUAGUUUAUUUAUUUUGAGAGAGAGAGAGAGAGAGAGAGAGAGAGAGAGAGAGAGAGAGAAUGGGGGAGGGGCAGAGAAAGGGAGAGAGAUAAUCCUAAGCAGGCUACAAACUGUGAGCACACAGCUCAAUAUGGGGCUCCAUCUCACAAACUGUGAGAUCAUGACCUGAGCCAAAAUGAAGAGUUAAAUGCUUAACCGACUGAGCCACCCAGGUGUCCUUUCUCAUGACUUUUAUAUGGGUGUUUUGUCUAAGCGUACCUGCUAUAUCUAGAUUAGGACACCUGAAAUCAUGUAUUCCAGAAUACUGUUUGGAAUUUUCACAGGAUUCAUUAGAGCAGUCUACUCACAAUGACUUGGUUCGGAGUCACAUGCUAACUAUCCAUGGGAAGGAGUAGAAACAAGUAUCCCAAGGUGUAAGAUGGAGAAAAGGAGGAUAAGACCUACUUAUUUCAAUACCCUGGAAAAGUAUGCAGAGAUACAGAAUUAGACCAUAAGAUAAAUCCAAGUUCCAUAUAUAUAUGGAGUGGGAAGGGACAAAUUAUAGAAACCAUCCCACUAUAGGAAAAGGAAUAAAGAAACCCAGAUACCAAAAGGAGACUUCUAAUAGAGUCUACUAGAAGAGGCUGGGUAAUAGAGGUACAAGGAUACCUUCGGAUACAAUAUCCCAGACCAGCUUCCAGCAAGAAAAUCAUGGAGUAUGCCAUCACAGGUGCCCAGUGGCUCUUGUGUGCUUGUCUACUAUUUCCUGAGCAACUAUACUGCUUGGGCACUUAAUGCAAAGACCCAUCAGUUGUCACUGUGUUGGUGUGUGUGCUUGUGUAUGACAUAAGCCUAUAUGCAUUUCCCACUUCCAGCUUUAGGACUAGUCUGAGCAGUAGGGUGGGGAUGAGCCUAGAGAGACUGAUGGUUAUAACUGGGAGAAGACAGAGGAAGAAAACUGGGGCCAGUUUCUGACAAGACAAAGUCAAUAUACUGUAGAAUUAUGCAAUAGGUGCCAUAUUUAGAUGGAGGAUUUUGAAUACAGAAAAACAACUGUGUAAUUUGGGAACAGUUUAUACUAGAGAACUUGAAAAAAGGACCAAUAAGACAAACACUACAAUUGUUGUUUCUCUUUUCAGGGUGUGUUCUCAACCCACCAUGGUGAUUUUCAAUAAUACUACAUCAUCUUCCUCAAACUUCCUACUCACUGCAUUUCCUGGUCUGGAACUUGCACAUGUCUGGAUCUCUAUUCCUGUCUGCUGUCUCUAUGCCAUUGCCCUCUUGGGAAACAGCACGAUUCUGCUCGUCAUCAUUGUUGAGAGGAGUCUUCACAAGCCCAUGUACUAUUUCCUCGCCAUGCUGUCAGCUGUUGAUCUAUGUCUGACCAUCUCAACCCUUCCCACUGUUCUUGGGGUUCUCUGGUUUCAUGCCCGGGAGAUUAGCUUGAAAGCUUGCCUCAUUCAAAUGUUCUUUGUACAUGGCUUCUCCUUCCUGGAGUCUUCAGUGCUGGUAGCCAUGGCCUUUGACCGCCUCAUGGCUAUCUGUAACCCACUGAAGUAUGCUAUUGUCUUCACAGACAUGAUAAUCUUGGUGAUUGGACUGGUCAUCUGCAUACGGCAAGUAAUUUUAAUCUUUCCCAUGAUUCUAGCCUUGACGAGAGUAUCUUUUCACGGAGGCCAAGAGCUUUCCCACCCAUUUUGCUACCAUCCAGACAUGAUUAAAUACACAUAUUCCAACCCCUGGAUCAGCAAUUUUUUGGGCAUGUUUCUUCAGCUCUACCUGACUGGCACUGACUUACUGUUCAUUCUUUUCUCCUACGUUCUGAUUCUCCGAACCGUCUUGAGUAUCGUGGCCCCUAAGAAACAACAAAAAGCUCUCAGCACUUGUGUCUGUCACAUCUGUGCUGUCACUGUUUUCUAUGUGCCAAUGAUCAGCCUGUCCUUUACACACCGCCUUUUCAGCUCCACCCCAAAAGUGGUCUGUAGCAUUUUGGCCAAUGUUUAUUUGUUCUUACCACCUGUACUGAACCCUGUCAUUUACAGCUUGAAGACCAAGACCAUCCGACAGGCUAUGCUCCAGCUGCUCCACUUUAAGGGCUCAUAGGGUCCCAGUGUGAGGAGUCAUAGAGGACCCUGGGGUUGAAGGAGAGAGAAGUUAUAUUUGAGCAAUAAAAGGAUCUGGGUCUGUGCCACCAGGCAUUUUAGUUACUGAAGCAGUUUCACUUAAAUCAUAGGAGCAGAAAGAGAAUACUUUUCCCCUAAGCUUAUCAAAAGUUAAAAAAAAACCUACCAUUCAAAACCAAAUUAAUUGUGUAUAUGUCCCUCAAACAUUUAAAAUAAUUAUAUGGAACUCCUGUGCACAUUAAAAGCACAAUAAUAUCAUUUUAUUCUGGUUGAACAAUUUAAUUAUCUGCCUAAAAAUGGUAAUUCUUAGACCAAAAAUUAAUAUAUAUAAUUUUAUGUCUGUGUUCAGCUGCCAAAAGUCAUUUAUUUCUGUGGUCAGAUUUCCCAGGGGGCAUCAGAGAUUUUUUUUUUUUUCCUUGAGGUGCUAAGUGAAAGAGUUACGUGUGUGCAAAAACACGCACAUUGCAAGUUGUAAUUUAAAACUCUAGGAAACUCUUACACACUGAUUUCAGUUCCUAAAGUCACUUCUAGGGAGCCCCAUCUCCUUGCAGAUGCACUCCCUGAACCUCUAUCUUUUCUUGAAUCCUUUUUCUCCUCAGCAAACGUGAAAUUGUCACUGAACUAAUUGCUAUUUGUUAUACCUCCAAUGAGUCCAAUAUCUAAAGUUACAUAUCAUUCUUCAUUAUUUUUCCCAUUGCCUAGAUAUUCUAAUACAGUUCUGAUUCUCACUCUGAAGCACCUCUUCCGUAUCUGCUGGGCUUCAGGACAGUACUUUUUUUCUAUUUGCCCUUGUUUCAUGGGUGGUUAAGUUUUUACCUAGCUGUUGGGCUCCUGGACCUUUUGGUGUACUUGUCAUUGUAGAAUUGAACAGUGACUUUGAUGCUUAGUAGGAAAUCUUUAGAAUACCUUGCUUAACAAUACUUAUUUGAUCAAGAAGUAAUCUGGGGUGCUUGGGUGGCUCAGUCAGU
Felis catus (domestic cat) is the source of this 3511-nucleotide messenger RNA. RefSeq names its product olfactory receptor 51T1. Bases 1579 to 2523 code for a protein of 314 amino acids. Gene Ontology annotation, cellular component: membrane. NCBI's taxonomy places the organism in Eukaryota, Metazoa, Chordata, Mammalia, Carnivora, Felidae. Gene Ontology annotation, molecular function: G protein-coupled receptor activity; olfactory receptor activity. Gene Ontology annotation, biological process: G protein-coupled receptor signaling pathway. The transcript has a single exon. The record is from RefSeq and is a predicted model, not a curated record.